AUGCAAAACAAGUUGGAGCGCUGUGCUGGGAGUACCUUGCAAGGCAACCAUCAAGAAAGCGAAGACGGAAAAACCGUACUAAGAACCAUUCCCCGUGCAAGGCUAUGGGAGGUGCAUACUCCGCAAGUCGUCAAAAUUGAAACUCUGCUAAGAGGAUUCAAAAAGGUGGAGGCAGAAAACCUGGAAGUCACAGAUGAUGUAUCCAUCGUAGAAGCACUCGGAGAACCCGUCAAGCUAACACUUGGAGAAUACACAAAUCUAAAAAUCACUACUCCCGAAGACAUGGAUGUCGCUACUGCCAUUCUAGAAGAAAGAAACCAAAAAGAGACCGUGGAUGUCUAA
Seminavis robusta is the source of this 342-nucleotide messenger RNA. Lineage: Eukaryota; Bacillariophyta; Bacillariophyceae; Naviculales; Naviculaceae. The record is from the annotation of a GenBank genome assembly.